Bacillus rossius redtenbacheri is the source of this 1129-nucleotide messenger RNA. RefSeq lists its product as uncharacterized. Gene Ontology annotation, cellular component: cytoplasm; nucleus. NCBI's taxonomy places the organism in Eukaryota, Metazoa, Arthropoda, Insecta, Phasmatodea, Bacillidae. The record is from RefSeq and is a predicted model, not a curated record. The transcript is spliced from 6 exons. Bases 232 to 1044 code for a protein of 270 amino acids.
GUGUUUGUAUUGGUUAUUCAUUUGUUUUUUAAAAAUAAUAUUGCUAUUCUUAAAACUCAUUUCCAAUCAUUUUAAUCACGACUCUGAAUUUUUCCGAGGGUACAAAAAUACAAUAGAAUAAAAAAACACGACGAAAAUAGUAAACAACAUCCAAAUAAUUUUUCUGAGGGAAAAACAUUAUUUUGUUGGUAACACGUCAUUUGAUAAAUAUUUUGAAGUACGGAUGAAGUCAUGCUGCGUGCUGCGCUGGAGCUGGAGGAGCUGACGAGCGCGCUGCGCGGGUACUUCACCGCGCUGCGCGAGGUGCAGCGCGCGUGGCAGGGGCAGCUGGCGGAAUGUCGGGACCCUCUGCGUGUCCUGCUCGCUCGCCUGGAGGAGCUGCGGCUGGUGCGCAGCGUGGAGGACGAACGGAUCCCGGCUCAGGAAAAAAACAAAGUGAUUGGCAAACUGAAGUUGUGUAUCGAGGAAGAAAUCAAGAUUUUGCAGUUAGCACUCGCACAGCUGCACGCGAGGGUGGCGCACCUGCGAGAGCUGCGCGUGCGUGUGGACGGCUGCGUGCAGCAACUGGGCUGGAGCCGCCUGGCGCAGUGCGACCACUUCCUGCGCGGCAGUGGCGCCACGCCCGCCCCUGUCGCGAUGCUGGAGUGGGUCCACGACUCCUGCCUCUACUACCAGCAGGCAAUUCUACGUAUAAACAACACACUUUCCGUUAUUGUUGAAGAUGACGAUGCAUCUCGGUGCAACUUGAAAUCUGCUUUCCAAGAAGAAGAUGAGUCUAAAAAACAGCUACAAGGAUGUGUCGUGCAGCGCGGUCCGGGGAGGAGCACGGCCGCGGCUUCACCUCGCCCUCGCCACAGCGCUUCGCUAGUGACGUGCAUCGAGCACAAUGUGAGACAUUUGUGCAGGAAUGUUGGCACGCACGUACUUCUUCGAGCAGGAGAGUGGCCGGCAGUGUCCGCCCCGGUGAGGAUGCCACGGACCGCCGCUACUGCAGUUUCCAGUCACAUGCUGAACAAACCUCAUGAAACAGCGUUGAAAUUUUAAACUUAAUUUUUGUAUUUAUAAGCUGAUUUUAUGCCUUUUGUAUGGUUGUUUAUAAAGGAACUAAGUUUUCAGUUUUAAUUCAGAA